AUGUCUAAGAACUUACCACUUAUCUCCGCAACGGAGGUGCAGAAGCACAACAAAGAAAAAGACGCCUACGUAACUCUCUUUAACAGAAAGGUGUAUAACAUCACAUCGUUUAUCGAUGAGCAUCCAGGUGGAGGCGAUAUAAUAUUACCAUAUUUGGGUAAGGAUAUAACCGAAAUUAUGGCAGAUGAGAUCUCUCAUGAACACUCUGAAAGUGCCUACGAGAUGCUUGACGACGACAUGCUUGUUGGAUACUUAGCUACCGAUGAAGAAGAAAGAGAGUUACUUAAUAACAAGAAGGGAACUCCAGUGGAAGUGAAAUUAACCAAGGAGGCCGAGGAAGUAGACCUCUACGAAUUCCACAGCGAAUUGCCCCCAGAAGAAAGUUUGUCUGUUCAAACCGAUUUCGAAGCUGACGCCAAGAAGCACAAGUUCUUGGACUUGAACAAACCGUUAUUGUUGCAGGUGUACUUCGGUGGGUUCUCCAAGGAUUUCUACUUGGAUCAGGUCCACAGACCUAGACAUUACGGGAAGGGGUCUGCUCCAUUGUUCGGAAACUUUCUUGAAGGAUUAUCAUUAACCCCAUGGUGGGUUGUUCCAAUAGUGUGGUUGCCUCCUAAUAUGUACUUCUUCUACCUUGGAUGGAGUGGACAGUCUCACCUCACAGCCUUGAGUUUGUGGGUGUGUGGACUUUUCGUGUGGACAUUGGUUGAAUACUGCUUGCACAGAUUCCUUUUCCACUUGGAUGGAUACUUGCCAGACCACCCUGCUGCAUUAACCUUGCAUUUCUUACUUCAUGGUAUUCACCAUUACUUGCCAAUGGACGGGAAGAGAUUGGUGUUACCCCCAACUUUGUUUUGCGUGUUGGCUUAUCCAUUCUACAAGCUUGUCUUUGCAAUCUUCCCAUACUACAUGGCCUGCUCAGGAUUUGCUGGUGGUACUCUCGGGUACAUCAUGUAUGAUUGUAGUCAUUACUUCUUACACCAUUCCAAGUUACCUCUGUACUUGCAGAGAAUCAAGAAGGUCCACUUGGAACAUCACUACAAGAACUAUGAGCUUGGGUUUGGUGUAACUUCCGAUUUCUGGGACGUUAUCUUUGGUACUGAAAUCGUAAAGACUUUUGAAAAGAGAAAUUAG
This is a messenger RNA of Dujonia railenensis, 1134 nucleotides long. The record is from the annotation of a GenBank genome assembly. Lineage: Eukaryota; Fungi; Ascomycota; Pichiomycetes; Serinales; Debaryomycetaceae.